Messenger RNA from Aphanomyces invadans, 1413 nucleotides. RefSeq lists its product as hypothetical. Gene Ontology annotation, molecular function: ATP binding; dihydrofolate synthase activity; tetrahydrofolylpolyglutamate synthase activity. Gene Ontology annotation, biological process: folic acid-containing compound biosynthetic process. The transcript is spliced from 8 exons. NCBI's taxonomy places the organism in Eukaryota, Oomycota, Saprolegniomycetes, Saprolegniales, Verrucalvaceae. Gene Ontology annotation, cellular component: cytoplasm; mitochondrion; cytosol. The record is from RefSeq and is a predicted model, not a curated record. The coding region runs from base 10 to 1356 and encodes 448 amino acids.
UUGCAGGCCAUGACGACGUACGACCGGCUCGUCCAGCGCCUCCUGCGAGUCAACCAGUUCCCACACACGGUGAAGAUGGGUUUGCGCAACUCUAUUGCACUGCACGAAGCGCUGGGGUCGCCAGCCAAGCAUUUCGACACAAUCCACAUUGCAGGCACGAACGGCAAAGGCUCUGUAUCAUGGAAACUUGCGAAGGCCCUAGAGUCGUCGGGGUUUAAAACAGGAUUGUUUGUGUCUCCUCACGUCUCGUGCUUUCGUGAACGCAUCCAAGUCAACGGCAACCUCAUCUCGGAGGCUCAACUUGAGGACCUCCUGCCGACCAUCUUCGACAAGAGCACGCAACUUGCCAUCCCAGCCACGUUCUUUGAGCUCACAACAGCGCUGGCGCUGCAGCAUUUUGCUCGCGAAGAAGUGGACUGUGUUGUGUUGGAAACUGGUCUUGGAGGGCGGCUCGAUGCCACGAACAUUGUCACCCCAGUCGUGUCAGUCAUCACGUCCAUAGGGCUGGAUCACACGAGUAUCUUGGGAUCGACGCUCCCAGAGAUCGCACGGGAGAAGGCUGGCAUUAUCAAGCCCUCCGUGCCAGUGGUGUGUGGCCCCAACACGCAGCCCGACGUCAUGCGCGAGUUUGCACAACGUGCGAAUGCGCCGAUAGCUUUUCUCAACGACACACCGCGGUACGCCGAUGACUUCAACGUUGAAAACACCGACCUCGCAACGCUCGCCGCGGAAACGCUCAACCAGAGUGGCAAGAGCAAGGUUCACAUCAAGCUGGAAAGUCCUCUAGUCCAACACGCGCUGCAGUCUCGACCGCCCUGCCGGUUCGAAACUGUUCAAGUUCCCCACCACGGCGUGACUGCCGUGUUGGACGUCGCGCACAACUUACCAGCAUUUGAUCGCUUGCUCAAGUUGCUCCAGGCCACGUUUCGGCAUCACUCGUUUCGUUUUGUGUGUGGUUUUUCCGCCGACAAAGACAUUGGGCACGUGAUCGACUCGAUCAUGGCCACGCGUGCCUCCCACGUGCAUUUCGUCCAGGGGUACCAUCCGCGGUGCGCGUCGAUGGUCGAAAUUCAGCACGCUCUGGGAAAGACGGCCCAAGAUGCCGUGUCGUUUCACUCGGCCGAGGGAAAUGAAACCAGUGUCGGCGCCGGGGUCAAAGCCGCCAUUCACGCCGCCGCCGAAAAGAACUCGUCGGACGAAGAAAUUGUUGUCGUGUGUGGCAGUGUGUUUAUCAUGGCGGAAGCUCGCCAGGCGCUGGGAUUCAACGAGCCCGUCGACAGCGACGACGUCAAGCGGAUUUCUGGCGUCGGCCUCAAGACAGCGCGCGAACGGGAGGCAUCGUUGCAACCGAAGUAGACAACAGGGAAGGUAGCAAUGUAGAUGAUCACUCAAAUGGUUCUUUGUUCAGCAGCA